Messenger RNA from Manihot esculenta (cassava), 1376 nucleotides. Its product is annotated as rac-like GTP-binding protein 5. The coding region runs from base 156 to 821 and encodes 221 amino acids. The transcript is spliced from 8 exons. The record is from RefSeq and is a predicted model, not a curated record. Gene Ontology annotation, biological process: regulation of actin cytoskeleton organization; small GTPase-mediated signal transduction; regulation of cell shape. Gene Ontology annotation, cellular component: cytoplasmic vesicle; cytoskeleton; cell cortex. Gene Ontology annotation, molecular function: GTP binding; GTPase activity; protein kinase binding. NCBI's taxonomy places the organism in Eukaryota, Viridiplantae, Streptophyta, Magnoliopsida, Malpighiales, Euphorbiaceae.
CAAAUUAAAGUGAUUCCAAAAUCAUUUUCUCCUCCCCACAAAAGGCUCCUAGAAAAUUUUGCUGCUUUUCUUUCCUUUGGCCUCCUUCUCUCUCUCUCCCUCGCUCUAAAACUACAUCAUAAGGAGAUAAGAGGAUCAGACAAAUUCUCUUAGCAAUGACUGCUACAACAGCUACAGCAACCAAGUUUAUCAAAUGUGUCACAGUUGGAGAUGGAGCUGUUGGAAAGACUUGCCUUCUUAUCUCUUACACUAGCAACACUUUCCCUACAGAUUAUGUUCCCACUGUUUUUGAUAACUUCAGUGCCAAUGUUAUGGUUGAUGGGAAGACUGUAAAUCUGGGUCUCUGGGAUACUGCUGGUCAGGAGGAUUACAACAGGCUAAGGCCUCUAAGUUAUAGAGGAGCUGAUGUUUUCAUUCUUGCCUUUUCUCUCAUAAGUAGGCCUAGCUAUGAGAAUGUAUCAAAAAAAAAGUGGGUUCCCGAGCUCAGGCAUUAUGCCCCAUCCAUCCCCAUUGUUCUUGUGGGGACUAAACUAGAUCUGAGGGAGGAUGGACGGUUUCACUUAGAUUAUCCAGGGGCAUGCACCAUUUCUACAGAGCAGGGUAUGGAACUAAAGAAGCAAAUAGGAGCAUUGGCAUAUGUAGAAUGCAGCUCAAAGACACAACAGAAUGUGAAGACUGUGUUUGAUGCUGCUAUCAAGGCAGUUCUCCAGCCUCCAAAGACCAAGAAGCACAAGAGAAAACAGAGCUUCGAGCAAAAGAAUAUGUUCAUGCAUGGAGGUUUUCGAUGCAGGCUGGGUCUGGACCGAGAGGCCGGUCUUUGAAGUAUGUUGGGUGGAAGCCGCCAGAAACAGGCUGGGUGGUAGUGAAUUCCGAUGGUAGUGCAUUGUUGUCAGCAGGAAGGGCAAGUUGUGCAGGUUGUUUUCGAAACAAUGAAGGUAGAUGGCUUUUGGGCUUUCAACGGUUUUUGGGCAAUUGUGGAGCAAUGGAAGCUGAGCUAUGGGGAAUAUAUUAUGCUUUAGUAUUAGCAUGGGAUUCAGGGUGGAAGAAGAUUGAAGUUCAAACGGAUUCUCAACUCGCGUUAGAUUUACUUGCAGGUAGAGGUGCAGGAGUUUUUAGAGUUGCUAAUUUGGUGAGGAAUUGUCGUGAUCUUAUCAAUAGAAGCUGGGAAGUCAAGAUGGUAAAAAUUUACAGGGAAGCAAAUGCGGUAGCGGAUCGUUUGACUAGUUUAACCAUUGGUGAUGAUUUUAAUUUGAAAAUUCAUCAAUGGCCUCCUGUUACUAUUAAAUUUUUACUGGAUGCUGAUAGGUUGGGGCUUUCAUGGCCUAGAUUAAUAAAAUAAGGGCUCUAUCCCUCUUUUUCUAAAAAAAAAAAAAAAG